Messenger RNA from Zootoca vivipara (common lizard), 18441 nucleotides. Its product is annotated as polycystin-1. NCBI's taxonomy places the organism in Eukaryota, Metazoa, Chordata, Lepidosauria, Squamata, Lacertidae. Gene Ontology annotation, biological process: calcium ion transport. Gene Ontology annotation, cellular component: plasma membrane. The record is from RefSeq and is a predicted model, not a curated record. Gene Ontology annotation, molecular function: protein binding; monoatomic cation channel activity.
GAUUAAUUGCAGUUUCCGGGUCACCUUCAAAGGUAGCCCCAUGUGGAGCGCAUUGCAGUAGUCCAAGCGGGAGAUAACCAGAGCAUGCACUACUCUGGUGAGACAGUCUGCAGGCAGGUAGGGUCUCAGCCUGCGUACCAGAUGGAGCUGGUAGACAGCCGCCCUGGACACAGAAUUAACCUGCGCCUCCAUGGACAGCUGUGAGUCCAAAAUGACUCCCAGGCUGCGCACCUGGUCCCUCAGGGGCACAGUUAUCCCAUUCAGGACCAGGGAGUCCCCCACACCGGCCCGCCCCCUGUCCCCCCAAAACAGUACUUCAGUCUUGUCAGGAUUCAACCUCAAUCUGUUAACUGCCAUCCAUCCUCCAACCGCCUCCAGGCACUCACCGCCCUCACUGGUUCUAAGCAGGAGAUGGUGCACAGAGGUGAGAGCAUCAAUUGUCUAGGGCCAUUUUCCUAUUCCAGAGGAUCGGUGUGACGGAAAGUGCCAAGUAGACCAGAGGUUGGCUGGUGGUGCAGUGCCGUGGAAUUCCACUGAGUGGCGUAGCUUACAAAGUACUGGUCCGGAGCCUCGUUCUGAUUGGCUGUGGGUACAGAAGGGGGUGGAGACAAACACUUUGGGAGGGAAAAAGAAAAGGCAGCUGAGAGUUUUGGGUUCCUGGGGUUCAAGAGGGAUAAGAGUAUAGCUUCUGUGUGUAAUUCGCCCUGAGGAAAUAUCUACGUCUUUGAGCUUAGAGGGAAAGAUAGUGCCUUUUAAUAGUACAAAGACAAGUGAGAAUUGGGAAACUGAAUUUGAGGCAGGAGAAGUGGAGUUGUGAGGGAACACUGGCUCUCCCUUCAGCCUGAGGUGGGGGGGGGAAUAGAUUUUAUGGAGAAAAUCUUAAAAGUUGUUCAUUUACCAUCUUGUUCAGAAUUAGAAGCCUGUGACAACCACUGAGUGAAUUCACACCCACACACACGUUUCUUGAAAGAAAUUUAUCUCCCAACACAGCGUUUAACCAAUUUUGUUGUAAAAUAAAAUAUUUUGUCCUGCUUAAGUUCCCUAAGUCUCUAAGCACCCGUUUCUUAAAAAGCAAAACUAGCCAGUAAGUGGUAAGAGGAGGCACACCCCAGUGCUUUAACAUAAUUUCCUUCUGCAACACAACCCAUGGCUGCAGAAAUUCUUUUUUAUAUAUAAAUUUAUUUUAUUUGGUUUUUCAAAUUAAAAUUUUACAGAGAUAUAUCAAACGUAAAUCAUAAAAGCAAGAUUCCAAGGAAUCUCCUGGAUGUCCAUCCUCCCCUUUGUGGGUCCUAUUAUUUCCGCCUGCAUCUUUUAUGAUAAUCCAAGUCUUUUACAUCUCUAUUGUGUCCAGAAUUCACCCUUAAACUACAAGUGAUACUCCAAUCCUACUAACAAUUUUAACUGUAGAAAUUCUUGUGUGUGUCACGCAAAUGUUCUUAGGUCAGCGUGGUCCUCAUGAGAGCGGCACAUGUCGGGUGCUAUGAAAAUGAAUUGGUGUGCCUGACAUCCCUCAAUAAAUCCUACACGUGGAAGUAUUUUUAUGCUAUUCAUAUUUACUUGAGAGCAAGUCCCACUGAAUUUCAAGUCCACACCCACACAUUUGGACUGGCUGUGUACACACUCCUGUUUACUCUGCAACCAGUGCGGUCUCACUGUUGGUUUGUGAAAUGGCCUAUGCAUGACAUCAGCAACAAUCAAUAGUUCUCCUGUACCUGUCCCGUUAUUUCUUAUGAAAUACUGCAUUUUGAUGUGUUUUUCCACAAUUUGAGAAAAAACCCAUCUUAGCUGUGAUUUAAGCUGGCAACGUGCAUGUACACAGCUAAAGAGUGGUUGGGAACCAUUUGGCUUCAUUCACAACUGUAAAAAUGGCCCUUCCUAAACCCAAGGGUGGGGGAAUUUUUGCAGCCCAGGGGCCAUCUUCUGGGAGCUGCAUACCAACGGGUAGGCAGGACCAGAGGCAAAAAUGGGUGGAGUAAUUAAUACAAAUUUCGCCUUUGUACAGCAGGCUAGUUUGAACACACACACACACCACCCUCUAUAUUCUGUCAAAGCAAGCAAGAGGCAUGAUCAGAGUUCAAAGACACAUUCUAGCUAGGCAAAAACACUGAAGUUUGGAGGGCCUUAUUCCUUGGCCUGAGGCUCCCCAUCCCUGCCCUAAACUUCUGUCUUUUGUAGGUAAAAGUAACUUGUCAGCUAAGAGGACAGUGGUGCAAUCCUCUGCAUGCCUGCUGCUUAGAUGUAGGCUCCUUAGAUUUCAGUGAUACUCUCAGGCCAGCGAGUGCAAGGUCAAAUCUCAAACACAUCAAGGAAAUUUUUUCUGUGCAAUGAAUCUUUUCAAAUUCCCUGCCUCUUCUCUCUCUGCCAGCUCCGCGUGUUGGAAACGGCUUGUCUGCUGGGAGAGCCGCUAAGCAGGGGAGGGAAUAUGCUACACUUCUCUUGGAAGCUUUCACUGGCUGAUCUGAAAGUAGCUGGACAAAGCAUGUAGGAGUUUCUCACAGGCCCCUGCUGUGUGGUGGAAGCGGGGUGGAUAAAGAGAGGGAGGGCUGAUGGAAAGAAAGCAGCCUGCAGUUGUGCGAGGAAAGGCUUUUGGCUCAUCGUCAGCUACUGCACAGCUCCAACCUGGACAACAAAAGCCGGCACAUCAGGAGCAACCUCCUUGAGGACUUCCUGACCUUCCCUGGGAAUUGUUGCGAGUCCCAAAGCAGCCAGGCCAUCUCCACGAUAUAGCCAAGCCAAGUCUAGACGGAGGAUUCAAAGUGUGCUUUUAAUUCUUGGAAGGCUCUUUUCUUUUAAACUAGAGCACCAGGACAACUCAUCGAAGGAAUGCAAUAUAAUUUCUGGGCUUAACUGCAGGAUGGCAAUAGUGCUGCCAUGUCAACUGAGGCCAACGGAUGACAGCUGCUGGGGAAGGGAGGUGAUGAGGAAGAAAAGUAUAACUCGGUGGGUGUGAGCAUCCGUGCAAAGCAGGACUCCCUUAAUCUAAACUCCCGAGCUGAUGAAAAGUCAACAAACAGCAUUAGAAGUUGUCUCCCCCUUUGUGGGGAGAUAACAAUGUCUCCUCAUUAUUUAAAAGGAAAUUGAGCAGUCAAGUUGGAUCACAGCUUCCUUUCUUGUUGCUUUUGUGAGCUGAACAGGGUCAACAGGCUGGAAGACAAUCUCAGCUAAUUCACUUUGUACAUAUGUGUGACAUACCGAUUGCCACAUUAGUCCUUCAUGGCGGCGCUUCCUUGUUCAAUGCCAGUGACGGGGCAUGCCAGGUGGUGAAAAGACUCUUUGCAAGGAGUGCAACUUGUAUGCCAUCACAGCCAUCAUUUUUGUAGAUGAGAAGAAGCCAAAUGGAUAUUAUGAAGUGGUUAUUCCGAGGCACCUACCAUGCUUUGGGCACAACUUGGUCGUAUUUAUAGUAAACUCGUCGCGACUUGCUUGACUUCCUCCUCUGCCUCUUAUCUCCUGCUUCUGUUAAAAAUGAUUUGAAGUGGAGUGAGAUUAAACACAUUUGUGCAGCGGAGGGCUGUAGAAAAUCCACCUGGCAGAAAUUUGAAAAGAGCAAAGUAGCAAAGGACUUUUGUGGCCAACAGGAAGGUAAAAAUUACUGUAAAUCUAAUAGCCUUCUCUACAUGGAUUUCCAUUGCUUGAUUUCCUCUUGCUGCUUAGUUAACUCAGUGCCAUCCAAUAUAUUGCCCUACCUGAGAAACAGGGCAGAGAACUAAAGAGACCAUAGGUUUGAGGAAGGAAGGCUUUUUGUUUGCAUUGUGAAUUAAGCCAGAAAUGCUUUGGAAAUAGUAGCUUGGCUGCAGUGGGGUAGAUCUGAAAAACGCUGGGCGUUGUGUUCCUUUUGUGCUGUUUGGUUUUGCUCACCAUGGGUUUGCACUGCUUCACCACACUAAAUAAGCUCUGGCCCUCCAAAGAAACAGUAGCCAGUAGGCUGCCUGACCACAGGGCUAUCUUUUGCCAUUCCAGUGCCCUCCUCUGUGGGGCCCUAUUGCUUUGCAGUCUCUGCACAGGUGAAAUGUCAACGUUUCCAGGAGACGGUGCUGCACCAUCAGCACCAGGGGAAACAGGAGCUAAGGCAAAGCUACCCAAGCAAUGGAGCUCUGCUAAAUGCAAGGUAGUAGAUCCUUGGAAAGGCCAAAGCCAGGGGCUGAGGGAAAAGGAAAGGCACCAGGUUUCAGAAGGCCUUGGAGGAAUGAAGAGGGUGACCUUGUUGAUCAGAGCCAGAUGCCAACAGGAGAAGGAAGAGGCCUUGGCAGUCUUGUGCCCAGCAAUGUGUGCCUGCACAUUCACAGCGGUGAACUGCUCUCAUCUGGGGUUGCUGGAAAUCCCGACAGAAGAUCCCUGCUCACUGAACAAAACAAUCCUUGAUCUUUCACAUAACCGCCUGAGCAUAGUCCGAAGAGAGGAGCUUGCUGGGUACCCCAACAUCCAAGCAUUGGACCUGAGCUUCAACUGCAUCCACACCAUUGAGGAGGGAGCUUUCCACUACCUGGGCAAACUGAGGACUCUCAACCUCAUCUCCAACAGUGUCACAUUUGACUGUUCCUUACGCUGGUUGAUGACAUGGGCACAAGAGAGGCACGUUCUUGUAAGCAACACAGAAUUGCUCCGAUGUGUCCCGGCAGCCACUGCUGGCAGCGUCAAACCACUGGAUCUCUUAUCACUGACCCACGCUGUUGAUUUUAUCUCCUGUGUGAAGGACACCCUGACCAGGAGUGAUGCAGUCCUGCACUAUUCUUACCUUUCAACUGGUACCCACACUCAGAAGUCCUGCCUUGAACUCUGCUAUAGCAAAGGGUACACCUAUUAUGCCAUGGACUUUUUGGAUCGCUGCCUAUGUGGAUCUCUAGGCAGCGAAGUGGCGGUGGACUGUGGGAAGGUGUGCUCCAAUGAAAUCCAGAGCCAAGCGUGCAAUAAAACAGUCAUCCAUGCUGCGUACCCAAUUCAGGUGAAACUCUCAUUCACCACACGGCAACACCAUGGGCAACUUGUUGAAUUCGCUGCCAAUAUCUCACUGCCUGGCACUCUGUACAUCUGGGACUUUGGAGAUGGAGGUGAUGGAGGUCUCAACACCACAAACCCAAGAGUGCUGCAUGCGUAUCUUCCUGGUACCUAUAUGGUCAUGGUUGAGGCCCUGACGGCUGGAAAGAGUCUGUUCCACAGAGCUACUAUUCAUGUGGUCUUGCCUGUGAAAGCAGUAAUCCUUAAGUGUCCAAAGGUUGUGGUAAGACACCAGAACAACAUAGACAUCUGGAUCCAUGCCCAAGAAGGUACUGAUCUGUCUGUCAUCUGGAGAAUGAAGGAUCCAGGAGGCCAGGAACUUCUUGAUACUUCCUCUUGCCCACGAGGUGGACAAAUCAAUUUGCAGAACUUGAACUGUUACUGGCUUGGUGAGACAAAGGAGACAUGGCAGGAUGCCAGGAAGCUCUGCCAGGGAGUGCCUGGAGGAGACCUGGUGGUGGUGAGGUCCCUGGAAGUACAGAGCUACCUCCAGAAAUCUUUUUCUAACAGUGCUGGCACAGUUUGGAUUGGAUUGCGUGACCUUGGCUCCUCUGGGUCGAUGCGCUGGGUUGACGGGGGCCUCGUAGAUACAUUCCAGAACUGGAUGUCCUCAGGCCGACCCGAGGGAGGGAAGGAAAUGUGUGUGAAGAUGCUUCUAGUGGAUUCAAGAGGGAACUGGAGAUGUAACCCAUGCUCUGAGAAAUCACCGUUCAUCUGUGAAAAGACAAUUGGAGAUGCGCUUCCAAACCCAAACUUCUUCCUGACGGGAAUGCCAAGGUUUAGCGCUAUCUAUGAAGUGAAGAACGUCAGCACCAGAAAGGCAGCUCCUUUCUUAGGGGGCAGCAAAGUAGAGCUGAUGCUCUUUCCUGGCCUCUGGUUCAGCCACAAUGGAACAGUCGCCUCCCUUGACUUUGCUAUGCAAGCAACAAAUCAGCCAAUCCAGGCCCGUUUCCAGAUUUUCCGCCCAUAUUGCAGUCCCAGUCAACAUUUGAUUCCACCUGGGUGCAAACGGCUUCAUUCACCUUUUGCCUGCUGUCACUCUGAGCCACUCUGCAAUGCCAUGGGUGAAUGCCCAAGUGGGCAACAGUGGUGCCCUUUGAAGGAUCAUUGCCUGAACAUCUCCAGCCCUUGCAGCCCAUAUGCCUUUGAGAACACAACUGCUCACAUCCAGCCAUUCCCAUACCCUCUGCGGUACAAAGGGGCUUCGCCAUUCUAUUCCAUAGUGGCUGAUCUUCCUUUAUUGCUCACCCCCAGCAAUGAAAACACCCACAUUCACGUUCUCCUGCCAGAAGAAGAGAUAUUUGUCCACCCGGGUGACAUCAUAGGGAUACAACACAGCGCUGGUAGGGGCUCGUUCCUGCAGUGCCAUCCCCAGAUGGAUUCCCCUUGGCGACAGAGUUACAUCAGCCUCAUGAAGGAGAGCUGGUGGGAAGGAGGUAUCCCUGGGCCGCCCAACCCUACCUGGGUGGACAGCAUGCUUUGUGACCUACGAGUGACCUUUGUGCAAGAGAUGAAGAGCUUGGCAAUCCCUCCAAUGUUGGCCCAAAGGCCGGAGUCUGGUACCUACAGCUACACCGCCACAGUGAGAAAUGCUGUUAGCAGCUCACAGGCCAGCUGCUCAGUGCAAGUGCGGUCAAAAGUCAGCGAUCUGCAGCUUAUCUACCCCACACCACUCAGCGGGAAGCUCAACAUACCCACAAAGCAGGAGAUUUUCCUGGUCGUCAAGAUCACCUCCGGCUGCAAAGCUGUGGCUAACUGGAUGUCCCCAGUGGACAUGGCUGGGGUGCCGUUUGUGGCUGCUUGCCCAGCAGGGAUUGUGCUGCAUGUCCCCUCCUGCUACAGAGAGACCACAGACACCUGGUUCUCCUCGGUGAAGCUUGUCAUGGAUAAACCAAGAGAGGAGGAGAUCUUGGACAUCCUUGUUUCCAAUGAGGUCAGUGCCCAGAAGUUGUCCGUGAAGAUCCAGUCACAUGAUGCCAUUGAUGGACUUAGGGUGGUGCCUCCUGGACCAUGCCGGAUGCUAGUGGAUGUGUCACAGGUAUUUACUGCUGAGAUCAGCCAGGGGUCCUCUGUCUCUUACACCUGGGUGAUUGAUAACAUGGACACGUUUGCCUACAAUGGUCAGAGCUACAGUGUCACAUUUAAGAGACCUGCUACAUAUAAGCUAAAGCUGACAGCAAAGAACCCGGUGAGCUUCAAAUCUUUGGAACUGAUGCUCAUAGCUGAACCCAUGAACCCCUUGGCUCACCCUGAAUUGCUGGGACUCCCUGGAAUUGUGGAAGUCAAUGUUCCCCAGACUAUGAUAUUCAGGGUGGAAGUAGACACUGCCGUGGAUCUCAUGAUGAGGUGGGAUUUUGGCGACGGCAGCCCAGAGGCAGAGACCACCCUGGCUCCUCCUUAUGACGCUCAGCUGCCACGACCGGAUCCACAGAGAGAACGAGUUCAAGUGUCAGCGAGGGUGACCCAUGCCUUCAUUCAGCCAGGUGACUACACCGUCAGAGCUGAAGCCCUCAACAAGUAUGAGCAAGUCCACCAAAUGGCCAGAGUCUGCGCUGUUGUUCCCAUAACCCUGGUGACCAUUCUGUCCAGUCCAACUUCUCCAUUGGCUAAAGAGGUUACUCGGUUUGAGGCCUUGGUUUCUCCUUCCCUCUAUGGCAUAUGGUAUUCCUGGAACUUUGGCGAUGGGUCACCAGUACAGGAGGGACCAAAUUCUACUGUGCGCUAUUCCUUUGAAAAGGCCGGGGUUUAUAAUGUGACCCUAAGAGUCAAUAACAAUCUCAGUGACGUAACAUCCUGGGCAUCUGUGUCUGUCAGGGAAGGAAUUAUGGGCCUGAACAUAGUGUGCAGUGGGCCCAGUGAACUCGGUUCAGUCACAGUUGUCAAUGCCACAGUUACCUCUGGCACAGAUGUCAGGUGGUCCUUCGACAUGGGAGAUGGAUCCAUCUACAGAAAUCUGUCACACGGAGUUGUUUCUCACAUUUUUGCUGCUGAAGGAAAAUACACAAUAACAGUGACAGUUCACAGUGCUGCGGCCUAUACCAAGGCAUCCACCAUAGCCAACAUUUACAAACUGCGUAUUAGCACCAUCCUGGCUCCUAGUUGUCUCUCCAGUGGGGAGCUGACCCUGUUCCAAGCUUUUGUGACAGGGCCAGUUAAAGGGAUUAUGUUCUGCUGGGAUUUCCAAGAUGGCCGCCCUCCCGCUGUUCGUCAUGGAGACCCCACGGUCCUUCACAGCUACAUGGUGGCUGGGAAUUACCAGGUGAAUCUGACUGUCUAUGGCACAAUGAGCAGCGCUUCUCGUCAGCUAGCUGUUUGUGUAGAGGAUAAAAUCAGCUCAGUUAAGCUAUUGGCUCCAAUGUCUGCUGUAGCCUUAGAGGAACCGCUUUCCUUCUUGGCUGAAGUAGAUCCAGGACCCGACCCUCAGCACCAGUACAGGUACCAUUGGGAUUUUGGCAUCGGUGAAGACCCGGUGCCUUCUAAAACUCCAGAAAUCACAUUUGUGUACUUGGAGGCUGGGUUGUAUAUGGUAACCGUGACUGUGCAGAACACGGUCAGCCAACAAAACGCCUCGUUAAAUGUCACAGCUCAGCAGGCCAUUAAUACCAUCUCCAUUCACCACAGUGGUGAAACAGGCAUCUUUCUAGCUGUGGGCACUCUCUACGACUUUGUGGCUGAAGUCAGCUGGGAUACUACAGCCGCAUUUCAGUGGGACUUUGGAGAUGCCUCACCUCCUCAGGUGGGUCAAAGAGCCCCCCACACCUAUAAGAAAGCAGGAGAUUUUACCAUCAUGGUUGUGGGUGAGAAUCUGGUCAGCCACAGGACAGCGACACUCACCAUGACGGUGCUUACUCCAGUUAAGCUGUUGACUCUACAUGCUGAGCAACCAGUGAGCGAGGCUGGGCAGGAAGUCACCUUCAGAUCUUCUUUAGCUGCAGGGGAUCGUGUUCGCUAUUGCUGGGCUGUUGGUGAAACAACUGGAUUCCAAGAGGGAGCGGCCAUUUUCACUCACACUUUCCCCACUCUUGGCACCUUUGCGGUGUUUGCCGUAGCUGAGAAUCCUGUGAGCAUAGAGACGGCAAACGUCACCGUGGAGGUCCAGGAACGAGUCCAAGGGGUGCAAAUUCACAGUGAACAUGUAGUGCAGGACAAGUAUGUGGCCAUCGCAGAAGCCUUCUCUCUCUCCAGCGAGGUUGCUCAGGGCUCCAAUGUCACCUUCCGUUGGGCAGCUUUGAAAGGAAAGCACCCGUUGUUUACUUCUGAAGGGCAGUUGUUCUUAUUCUGCCCCAAUACAAGUGGGGAGCUCCUGGUGGAGGUGAAAGCUGGGAAUGCACUGGGUGAAGUCACCACCAGCCUUACCCUGGAAGUCUUGGAGAGAGUUCAUGGUGUGAUGGUUCAAUCGGCCUUUGAUAAUGUUGCAGUAGGAAAGCCAGUGAACCUGAACGUUUCUGUGGUGUCGGGAACGGAUCUCCUUUAUCAGUGGAAGGUGCAGGAGGACGCACAGCUGCUGCUUACCACCACACCCUCCCUUUCACACAUCUAUAACACCCUAGGCUCCAAGCUUGUCUUUGUCACAGUCUACAAUGCCCUGGGAUCCAGCAAUGGCUCCACAGAACUCAGAGUGCAGGAACCUGUUUCUGGGGCAAAUUUCAGCAUGGCAGGAAUCAUGUGGCCUUUCGUCCUGAAGUCAGGCACCUCAGUAGAGCUUCUGGGCAUGGUGGAUGCAGGAUCUGACCUUGCAUGGGAAUGGCAGCUACAGAGGGGGGAAGAGGAGAAGCUGAUCCUCUCUCGUGGGCAGAACAUCUCUCACAGAUUUGGGCAGUUCGGAGACUACAGAGUGUUUCUGCGGGUCUGGAAUGAUGUUAGCGAGAGUACAUCUCUGGGUGCCAUCUCCGUCCAAGAUCCUGUGGCUGGACUGGGUGUGACAGUGGACAAGAGGACGGUGUGCACAGAUGAUGAGGUUACUUUUACAUUGCGUGUGUUGAAGGGCUCGCGGGUGACCUUUGCCGUCUACUUCCCCUCGCUGGGGAUUCACAUGGAUAACCCUGCGGGGAUCUUCCACUUUCCUUUUCCAGUGAAAGGCUACCACCAGGUGCUGGCAUCUGCUUACAACAAUGUUAGUAAUCAGACAGCUACUGCCAUGGUGAAGGUCUUGGAGAAGGUGAAGGGGCUGCACCUCUUAGGUGAUUGCCCGCCCAUUCUGGAAGCCAACAAAGAACUUACAUUCCGAGCAGCAGUGCAAGCUGGAGAGAACGUUGCUUUCUCCUGGGCAUUUCGGCUCCCUGGGCUGCCUGACUAUAACGUCACAGGCCAGCAGGUGACGUAUACCCCCUCUGGCAAAGACAAUUUAACCAUUCUGAUUGAGGCCACCAAUGCUUUCUGUGCAGACACUCUUCUAGUGGUAAGAAAGUUAGAGGUGCCGGUAGUGACUGUUGACCUGUCCAGCAAUGGCACCAGGACAUUUGUCAAUCAAACCGUGACAUUUGACGUGAUGGCGGUUGGUGGCAGCAACCUUCACAUGGAGUGGAAUUUUGGGGACUCGCCCGAAACCUUCUCCAGUGAAGGAGAUCAGAGAGUAUUUCACAAAUAUCGCCAAGCUGGUGAUUUCUUGGUAGAAGUGAGAGUCUACAACAACAUCAGUUUUGUCUUCGCCCAGUUAAAAGUAACUGUGCAGCUGCUGCUCUGUGAAAGCCCUACUCUGAAGCUUGUUGAGCCUCUCUCUGCAAUCUCCAAAUCUUACACCACCUACUUUGAGGCUGAUGUGGACUUGAAACAAUGCACAGCCUACCGGGCAUUGUAUCGGUGGGAGAUAUUCCGCAGCUGCAGCUGUGAUGCUCCAUCCAAGACCAACGCAGUCUCUUUACCGCAUGUAGAUGUACUAACCCCACGCCUUGUGCUCCCCAAGCUCUCCCUGGACAUUGGUCCUCACUGCCUGCUUUUCACUAUCUCUCUGGAGAACACACCCUUGGCCCAGAUGGUUUGCAGCAACUUGACUGUGCUUUCCAGCAAGCUAGUUCCAGUCAUCCAUGGAGGAUCCUGGAGGAGAGGGACAGCCAAAAUGGAUCUGGUUCUAGAUGGAAGCAAGUCAUAUGACCCUGAUGAGGAGGAGGGUGGAAACUCCUCUCUGGCGUACCAGUGGGACUGUCAACUGGAGGCACCUAAUGUGUCCACAACUUUAUGUGGCUUCCCUGCUAUGGUAGGCAUGGACAGAGUGAUUGUCCCACACUCCAUGCUGAAUCCAGGAGCAACUUACCACUUCAACCUUACUGUGAAGAAGUCCGGUAAAGAUCCUGCUUGGGUGAUACAGAAGCAGGUUUUGAUUGCAUCUAGCCUGGAGGAGAUCCUGCCUGUGACCCUGGAGUGCCAUUCCUGCAGUGCUUUGUCAAGCUACGAGGUCAGCAGCAGCAUCCAUGUCACGCUGUCUGGACAGUGCGAAAGCUGCGACAACGGAACGCUGUACAUCUGGAGAGCUCGGAGUUCUGAUGGCCAGCCUUUGACCUUGGACAAUGUGACCACUUCCACUGGGGACUCCAAUCGGGACCUGGUGAUCAGGCAGGGGGUCCUGCAGGAUGGAGUGAACUACACUUUCACCGUUUUGGUCACUCAGCCUAGAGGACAGCUGCGGGGAGAAGCUGGCAUCACCCUCACCCCAAACCACCCACCCAGGGGCGGGCUCUGCAUUCUGAGACCAGAAAAAAAUAUCUACAUCUUGGAGACGCCGGUUAGAUUUCAGUGCAUGGGUUGGAUGGAUGAGGACAGCAGCCCAAUGCAGCAGCAGCAGCUGAUCUACACCCUGACUGCCGAAAUGUGCUCCCCUCACAGCAGCCAUUGUUGGCACUCCUGCCUGUAUCGAGGGGUCAAGUCUGCCUUCAGCAUCUUCUUGCCCGCAGGCGCUCUUGGCAAUCAAUCCAGCGUCAACAUCCUAGUUGAGCUGGAGGAUUCACGGGGAGCAAAGACCUUGGCAUUGAACCAAACCCUGACUCUCACCAUGCCUGAACUCCCUUCAGGAUUCAACACCAUAACCAGCUGGUUGAAGAAGAAGAGCCAGUCGGAGCUGUGGGGUGUGGUCCAGCAAGGAAACCCACAGGAGGUGAUUCCGUACUCCUUGGCUCUUAUAAGCCUGCUGAAUCACGACUUUGGAAGAGGGUAUAGCAUGAAGGAGCUGAGGGGCCGCAUCUCCAUCCGCAGCAAUGUCACGGCAGCUCUGGCCUCCCUGAAUAUCUCCAGUGUGAAGGAUGUUGCUCAGCUUAGUGCUGCACUGAGGGCUUGCGCGGCAUUCCCAGAAGAGCUCAGCCUUGGAUCUCGUACCCAAUUGCUGGAAGCUGCCAAGAGAAUGAUCCAAGUUAUCCACAGCGAGACAAAAGAAGGUCACGAAACCCCCACCUCCGCUGGCAAUAGCAUCUUGGCAAUCCUGGGAAUAAUGUUAACUACCGAAGACACGAAACUGCACAUGGUGGCGAACGACCGCCUGUCAAAGGAACCAGCCCUCAGGAAUUGGGUCUCCUCGGCUUUUAAUCUCACUCGUGCUCUGAUGAGGUCCUUGAUGAAGUCCCGAGUGCUGAAUGAGGAGACUCUAUCACUCUCCGUCUCUGAGAUCCACGUUCGGGGGAAAAGGGCUGAUGCCAGCAAUUUGCUGUGCACAUCCCCCUCUGUGGAGUGCCUCUUCUCUGUGCCCAGGACGCUUGCCGAACAGCUGGCAGAAAGCCAGGAGGUGGUGCAGGUCACCAUGGACCUUGCCAUCAACCCCUUCCCUUUCAACUACUACACCAACUCUGCCAUUUCCACCCGCCUUGCCCUUCUGGAGUUCACCACUCCAGCAGGAGCGCCGAUCUCGGUUGCCAACCUACCUAAGGAGAGAGCCAUCAGCCUGCGAUUACCUGCUGGACAGCAGAAGCUGCAAGACUUGCCCCAAACACUAUUGGUCAUCCCACCAGGAGACUCUGUUAACUUCACUGUGAAAGUUACACCAGGCAGCAACGUGACAGGGACACACGUCCAUAUCAUUUUCACUGUGGUGGAGGGCUUCGGCUUCAGCCAAGAGACGGUUCCCUCCCUUUAUCUUUACGGACAUAAUGCUCCAUCUCCCAAUGAGUUCCACUACAGCUUGAAGGAGGAAAUUGCCUUUUCUAAUGGUCUGGAGGAAACCCGCAGCAGGGACGUCACCCUCUUAAUUUCUUCUCUUCACCAUCUCAAUGAGACUCAUCAGGAAUACUACAUCAACAUCACCAGCCGCUUCUGCUGUUCCGCCGUCCGUGCCAGUGUCUCUGUUUUUGCCAGCCUUUGCCAGUACUUCCAUUUUCCCAGCAUGCAGUGGAGUGCAGAUGGAGUGACCCCAACAGCUGCCACCAGCCCCAAGGAGAUUGUGUGCCUGACGGAGCAUCUCACUGUCUUUGGGGGUAGCCUCUUUGUGCCUCUUCACAGUGUUGUCUUCUUGCCACCGAGGAAGCGUUCCUGGCAGAGUCCCUUGGCAUUGAUCACCUGUGGCAUCCUUUUCUCCAUUUACCUGGGGAUAGCAUUGAUAUCCCACAAGCUGGACGACAUUGACAUCACUCGGGUAGGGAUCAUCCCUCGGUGUGGCCAGCCUGGGCGGUACAAGUACUGGCUGAUGGUGAAGACAGGCUGGAAAAGAGGCUCAGGUACCACAGCCCAUAUAGGGAUCAGAUUAUAUGGGCUGAACAAAAGCGGCUCUCGCCACCUGGACAAGGGCUGGGCCUUCCAGAGAAACAGCCAGGAUAUUUUCCAAGUAGAAACGGAUGCAAACCUAGGAGAGAUUUGGAAGAUCCGCAUCUGGCAUGAUAACACUGGUCUGGACCCCUCUUGGUACCUGCAGCACGUUAUUGUAUGGGACAAGCAGACAGACAACAUGUACUUCUUCCUAGUGGAGGACUGGCUGUCUGUGGAAAAUGAAAAGAAUGAGGGAAUGGUGGAAAAAGAGGUCCUUGCAGCAUGUCCACAGGAACUGAGAUGCUUUUCCCGAAUUUUCCCUGCACAGAUGCGCCUUGGGUUUUCCGACUGGCACAUGUGGCUUUCUGUUUGGAGCCGUCCUCCUAACAGCCGCUUUACCCGGGUACAGAGGCUCACUUGCUGCAUGCUGAUGGUUCAGCUCUUCCUAGCUACGUGUGCCGUCUGGUAUGGUGCAGUUGGAGUUAAGGGCCACAGCUAUCCUGUUGGAAGACAGAUUUCUGUGACCGCAGAGAGCAUUGUGGUUGGAAUAAUUGCAGCAGUCGUGGUUUACCCAAUACAACUACUCUUCGGUUUUCUCUUCCGGAAAACACGCAGUAAGAUUGUAAUAGAAGAUCCUGACCCGCCUGCUCAGGACUGCCAGACUGUGGAGAUGGAUGUGUCCCUUGACUGCUCUAACUUGGGUAGCUCCUCCUUCUUAUCUGUCCCUGGAAGAAUGGAGUCCGUUGUGGAUAUGGGUUCUGUUGGCAGUGAAUCCCUCUUUAGUAGAAAGCCAGUUUCCAACCAGAAGAACUUCAUAGGCAACAACAGGACUGCCAAUCAAUGGCCUUCAUGCAACAGCAUCUUUGAUAUUCCUGACCUUUUGAACUCUGACCCUCUGAUGAAUGGAAGUCGGAUUCUCAAGAGGAAGAAGGCAAUGGCAAAGUUGGGAAUUGACUCCAUGUCCAGUUCUGAUGAUGACCCCCUGUCCUUUUCAUUCAGAGAUUCUGAGGACAGUAGGAGGUCCAGCUGUGGCCAUCACUCUGCAGAAGGUUUGCUCAACUGUGUUGCUGACAGAACUCAGGAGAACAUCUCUGACUGCGUCACAUCUGACAGUGGCCGGUUUUCACCCCAAGUAGAAGCAGAUCUCAUCUAUGAUGGAAUGGAAAGUUCUAGUAGUGGCUGGUCCGAUGGGAUUGUGCAGCAUGGAAGCAGCUGGGGCUUACUACGGAAGUCGUUCUCUUACGUCUCUGCUAUGACCAAUAUUGGCAGCGCUUUCUUUUCUGACCUGGAACUUCCUCCUGCUACUGUUUCCUCGCUUUCUACCCGGAUUGGGGUGCCCCGAAGACCUCAGGAAUGGCUCUUCCCUGCUGGGAUGCUCCCAGCUAUCUACAUAGCCAUCUUCUUGCUGCUUGCUGGCUGCUUCUCCACCAGUAUCUUAUAUGGCUCCUCCUUCCUUGACCACACUGCCUUGAUGUGGCUGGUCUCCUCUGCCUUUGCUUUCGCCACAUCUUUCAUUUUUUUGGAGCCAAUGAAGGUGUUGUUUGGGGCUCUGCAUGCCGCUCUUAUCAGCAAGCCAGUGGAGAGUGAAGCUGAUGGACUGGUGGAGAACCCCUUGGUAAAGCAGAUGCCUGAACGAGUUGGGAAGGUCCGCGUGCCCUGUGGUUAUGGGCUGCUGCAGGCCAAGGAAGAGGCCAAGAAAGUCCGAGCUCUCAAAGGGUUGAUGUGGAACUGCCUCACUCAUAUGCUAUUCUUUCUGGUUGUGCUGACCAUCAAUUACCAGAGAUGCUUCCAUGACAACAACGUCCACCUCCUGCAUGCUGCUGUCAAACAGGCCAUCUCUGUGACAAACGACAAAGGACUGAACUUCACUUCUGUGCGCAGCUACUCCGACACAUUGGAAUGGAUUGACACAGUGCUACUGAAAUACCUUUAUGGCAACACAAAGCUGACAAUAGUAGGAGUGCCUCAGCUGCAGCUACAAAGCUCCACUGCAAGCCAAAUGAGGGAUCUAGGACUUCCCCGGCCUGGAAUUGCAUCUCAGAUAUACCACUUCAGUUCUGCCAGCCGCCCCUGUCCUCUGUGCCACUUGUCUGGGUCCAGAUCCGAAGCUCCUAGGGAUACAAAUAAAAACACAUGCCCUGACGCAACUGAGCACACUUCUAUUAGGUUUUGGAUCUGGGGUCAUGCAGAAUUUUACCAUGCGAAUGAUGGCUGCGCAAAGGAGCUUGGGAACACCUCUGCAAAAGCUCAGAGGAUAUUGCAUGACCUACAAGCAAGCAACUGGGUGCACAAAAGGAGUAAAGCUCUACUUGUCGAGUUCACUCAGUACAAUGCUGAUGUCAAUCUGUAUGUGACUGUGAUGCUCCUGUUUGAGUUUCCGUCCGACAGGCCGGCAAUUGCUUCAAUGUCCAUAUUCCCCUUCCCAAUGUUAAAGUCAGGAGACAACAUGGACCUUCGCCUUGUCAUGAUGAUAUGCCUGCUUCUCUUCAGUGGAGCUUUUGUUCUACCAAAGCUGUCCUUCACAGCUCCGGAAAAGGCGUCAUGCCCAUGGCAGAGCCACAGUCGCUUCCGGCUGCUCCUGGCCCUGAUUUCCGUCACUGUUGCUGCCUUGCACUUCACCAACAACCAUUUAGCAAAGGCACGCUUGUUGCAUUCCCAGAAGCACCGCCAGGCUUUCACCAGCUUUUACGAAGUGGCAGUGCUGGCUCGCAUAGAAGCCAUCCUCUGCGCCCUGCUGCUGACGAUCACCAUGCUGAAGAUGGUGCAACAGCUGCGCUUUGUCCGGAGAUGGUCUGUGUUUGGGAAAACCUUCCAGCAUGCCUUGAGGGAGCUAGUGGCGAUCAAAAUCAUCUUCCUCUUGUUCCUUCUCAUCUGUGCCAAGUGUGGCUGUUUAGUAGGUUAUAAAAAGAAUCGGGCCUUCUCUUCAACUGUGGAAGAGUUCAGGACACUCCCACGUGCCUUUUCAGCUCUGCUUUCCACUCUCUGUGGGAAGAUCACUUUCCUCCAGUCUUUGAUGCAGAUUUCCCCUAUCCUGGGGACAACAUACAUCCUAAGCUUUGGAGCUGGCGUGCUCUGGAUGGUGCAGAGUUUCCUUUGUGCCUCUGUCCUUAACAGUUACCGUACAGUCCAUUCUGAGAUCUACCAUCCAGCUAUUGAGCCUCAGGAUUAUGAGAUGAUUGAGUUUUUGGUGAAAAGGUUGAAGCUCUGGCUAGGACUCAGCAAAACCAAAGAGUUUCGCCACAAGGUGAAAUUUGAAGGGAUGGACUCCCUGGUUUCCCACUCUUCUGGAAACUCCAAACCGUCUCGCCUUCCUUCUCCGGGCACCAACUUUCACUGUCCUAGUGCAACCAUUUCUUCCUUCAGCUCUGAAGAGCUGGUACUUCCCGAGAGCCCCAUCCCUGAUCCUUGCAAUGUAGACUUUUAUCUGGAGCACCUGCCAUCCGCAGUCAACGAUCUCCUGGAAGGCUUUGACAGGGUCCUAAAGCUGAUGGAGGAUGUGUGCCAUCUUGAGACCAGCUUAGAGGAGACUCAGAGGAGAAUUUGCAAGAAGAAGAAGAAGGGGCAGAAAAGCCAUCCCAUGGAAAAGGUAGCGACACUCGCUUCAAGAACCAGCUUAGGGCUGCCGAGAACUUACAGCACCUUCUCAGAGUCUGCCUUAGCCAGGCUCAGAGCGCACCAUGUCAGGAUUUCCAGCUGCAGUGCCACUGAAGGGGGCAAGCAGCACCCAGACGAUACUGAAUCUCAGCAAAGCUCAGCAGGAUACAAGGUUCUGGUGGGCAACCCUCCAGCUUCAGGCCACAUCUUCCGAAGCACUCUUCCCUGGCCGGCCCAUUUGUUCAAAAAGAGACCCAGGAGUGAGGAAGGGCAGGGAUAUCCGUGUUGUGACGUGCUUCAGAGACAGAUCCCUUUAAAGAGGAGAGCGUGGCAGACCGAAGGAACAGGUGACAUGUAGACAACCUCUAUGUGGGUUUAACUGAGCACAAGAGCUGGUACCCGUUUGUUUUCCCUCCUCGUGCUUCACUCACAUAAUGCACCUCACUGGAGAAGCAGGGUCCAGAUUAACCUCCUUGCCUUUGUUAUCUUUCAGGGUACUACAAAUUGGAUGAACUCUAUUUGGUUCCCAGCUCUGACCUGCCUAGAAUGCCUUAAGUUUUCUGCACAGAUAAAAUUAGAAUUAUAGUGGUGCAUGUAAAGUACUUUGUAGUGCAUUAUGUUAUUUACAAUCUAGCACAGUAGCUUUGCGCAGUCCUUCUGUAUUUUUGUACUAAUGUCUGGAAUGAAAUACCUACAAGGCUGGCUUUAGGACAGGCAUGGGCAAUCUCAGGACAAGGGCCUAAAUGCAGCCUCCAGGCCUCUUUUAUCAGGCUUUUCAAUCUCUCUCCAAGCCACAUCUUCCUUACCAACUCUCCACCCUCCCUGGCCCUGCUGCACUCCUGCGUAUUUCUGCCUGACUGAAAUGCAUUCUUUAAUGCCUCUUGCUUUGUCUGGUUAGAGGAUGUGUGUGUGUCAAUAUUCUAUGGGACAGUCUAAGGGAGCAGGACUUCUAACUAGCUACAUUAAGCAUUACAUUCUUGAAGCUGCUGCAAAAAUACAUCUGUAAUCACAGCCUUUGAGAACUUGUCAUGUCUGUAUUAAAACAGUACAUAUGUCCAACAUAUUGUGCUUACUACCAACUCCUUCAUUAGCCUCUGAGGGCAGGAGCAGGCAGAAGCCUUGCACAAAGGGGCUUCUCCCCCUUCUCUCCUUGAAAUUGGCUUGGGGUUUGGUUGCGAGCACUUCCAGAAC